AUGGGUUUGUCAAACACUUCCAUGAGUGAAGGUCACAACGAUGAAGUUAGACAGAUGAUUGAAGCCCUGCCUCCUGGAAGCAGCCAAUAUGAUGCUGAAGGUCUCGGGGCAGAGGACCUUGAGGAGCUUCUUCAAAGGGAUCGCUUAUUCACUCAUACUGAACACUAUGACAGUGAUGGAAAACGAAUCUUGGACAGCUAUGUUGUGUUUAAGAAUGUAGCUCCAGAUACAAUGCGAGACUUCUCCAACCAAAGGCAUCUUGGACGCAUCAAAGAUCAAAGUCUCACAAAUCAUCUCCUUAUCAUCAAUAUGCCUUCUGGCGAUCAUGAAAGUGCUAUCCGCUACUUUGACAAAGUUCUUCAACGCAAACUGGACGAAAUGAGAACAGACUUUUCUCUCGAAGUGAAAGCCUGUGGAUCAAAAGAUGUGCAUGGAACAACACGCACCAAAAUUCCCGAUACAUCAUUCCGGCCACGCCUACUCCCGGCCGCCCGAUCAGAUGAAUGGCCCAGCCUGGUUCUUGAGGUUGGGUAUUCCGAGUCUGCUUCAAAGUUAAAGAAAGACACCAGCUGGUGGUUAACAGAAUCCCAGGGGGAGGUACGAGUGGUGAUCACGUUAAAGGUAUUCCGCAAUCACCGAGUCCACCUUGAGAUGUGGCAAUUCCGUGAUGGAGCUGCUCGCCCCCGUCCUGUUAUGACACAGGAGGCGACUGUUACCAAGAGCGCCAGUGGUUAUUCUGCCAGUGCCCCAAUGGUGAUCCGUUUCCAGGACCUUCUUUUGCGACCCCCGGCCGGCAACGGGGAAUGUGAUAUUGUUCUCGACCGUGGCGACCUGGAGCAAAUGGUCAAACUUGCCUUGGACUAG
This is a messenger RNA of Histoplasma capsulatum G186AR, 864 nucleotides long. RefSeq lists its product as uncharacterized. The transcript has a single exon. Lineage: Eukaryota; Fungi; Ascomycota; Eurotiomycetes; Onygenales; Ajellomycetaceae. The coding region runs from base 1 to 864 and encodes 287 amino acids. The record is from RefSeq and is a predicted model, not a curated record.